This is a messenger RNA of Physella acuta, 1461 nucleotides long. RefSeq names its product GTPase IMAP family member 7-like. Gene Ontology annotation, molecular function: GTP binding. The record is from RefSeq and is a predicted model, not a curated record. NCBI's taxonomy places the organism in Eukaryota, Metazoa, Mollusca, Gastropoda, Physidae.
GCCAGAAGUGUUUUCUACUGACCCACUUCACUUGCGCUAUCUGUUAUCAUACACGAAUGUCAUUUAUUGUUAUAGUAUAGCUGCAGGAGAGAAAUUUUUGCAACACGGAAAAAUAUUUAUUGGUAACAACAGGUUCACAAGCAACCAAAAAAUAAUUGGAAGUCAAAAUAUGUGUUUGAUGACUCGUCAAAGCAACUUUAUUAACGUCGAGGACAGAUGCUGCGAUAGUUAAUUUAAGCAGGGUGAUGUUAAAAUAAAAAUUAUUCAAAAAGACUGAGAAAUAAUAAUUGUGAGCUUAAUAAAGAACCUCCUAAGAUGGAAAAUAAUAUAAGAGAAUUAGACAUAAUGAUUAUUGGAAAAACUGGAUAUGGAAAAAGUUCCCUUGGAAAUAGUAUUCUUAACAAGAAAUUAUUUGAUACAUCGGAUGAUGUGAAUUCUUGUACUAAAGAUCCUGACUUAAAAAUUCAGUAUAACAGUGCUAUCGAUGCGCAUUUCGGAGUGAUCGACACUCCUGGAUUAUACGACACCAAACAGACAAGGGAAGCGGUUCUUAAGACACUUUGCUGUGCAAUUAGUCAGUGCUGUAAUGGUGUCAACGCAAUAAUAUUAGUAUUAAAAUUUGGAAAAAAAGUUACCAUCGAAGACAAAAAUGUCAUUAUUGAUUUCAAAACUUUGCUUGGGGAAGAUUUUGUAAUGAAGCAUUGUAUUAUAGCUAUGACAAACGGCGAUAGAUUUGAUCGUCAUCAAAAACAGAAUCCAGGAAGUUUUGAUGAAUGGUGCCAAACACAAACAGGAUUGUUCAAAGACUUGUUGAGUGAAUGUAAUAACAGAAUUAUUUUGUUUUACAACAAAAACAAGCCAGAAUUCAAAUCAAAACAAGAAGCUGCUCUAAGACAAUUAGUAGAUAUGGUCCGAGAUUUAUCAAAGCGAAAUGGACGAUACAAUGGGGGCUUAUUAAAAAAUCUUAGUGAAAAAAGAGAAGAAUUUUUACAAAAACAUAAUCUUCAUGAAUACAGCGUUAACAUACAGCGUGAAGUUUGUUUGCUGGAGGAAAUGAUUGAAAAAACAUUAGAAGGUUCGAGCGCACACGAUGAAAGCUUUAUCCGCUUAAUUAAAAACAGAGCCGAAAACCUGCAUGUAAAUGCUUGUGCGAUUGAUAACUUCCCAGAAGACACCAAGAAUCAAAUCAAAGAGCUUAGAGAUAAACUGAUAUUAAACUCCAAUUUUAAAGGUGCUUUAGGCGAUAUCGUACGUUUGAAAAAAUCUGAAGCGGAUCUUAAAAAUCACAAGCCGUUUUUAACAGACUUUUUCGGUUGGGUGGGUGUAAUCGUAGCAACAACAAUAGUUACUGCAGGACUUGGUACUGGACUUGCCUAUGCUGUUGCUGUACAUAAUAUGGAGAAAUCUGUUUGUACGAACAAAAACGAGACAAACAAUGGCGGGUUGGAAAUAUAUGAUUAA